This is a messenger RNA of Adineta steineri, 1008 nucleotides long. The record is from the annotation of a GenBank genome assembly. Lineage: Eukaryota; Metazoa; Rotifera; Eurotatoria; Adinetida; Adinetidae.
AUGUCUAAUACAUCAAAUGAUGAACAACUUGAUAAUGUUACAAAUCACUGUUCGCCGAUUUUGAUUCCUAGUAGUACGCCGCCGAAUGCAACAAUUGAUACAGGUUCAGAAUUACCACCAAUAUCUGAGACAGCUUCACCGCCUACAAAUCAAGAUGAAGUAGGAAGACCAGAGGCAAUAUCAACAAAUUUACCAUGGAACUCAGAUCGACAUAUAAGUGAAUGGAAUAUUGAUGAAGUGUUGGGAUGGUUUCAAUUUCAUAAACUUGAUAAGUUAUAUAACUGUUUGUUUGCUCCGGGUGAAGUUAAAAAUGGUGCAACUUUGAAAAAAAUGUUUCAAAUGAAACGACAAAAUUUUGAACAUUACCGAGUUUAUUAUACAAAUCGUUUAAAAUCGAAUCCAGAUGAUCUUUCAAAAGAUUUCCAUGACUUCAAUCGAUCGCUUGAUUUAUAUUUUAUUAAUAAAUAUGCCCAUCGAUUUGAUGUUGCCUUCUCAUUUCCAGGUGAAAUACGCAAUCGGGUUAGUCAAAUAGCGGACAAACUCUGUGUGAAAAUUAACAGACAAGAUGGAAGGAAACCAAUAUUUUAUGAUAAUUAUCAUAAAGCUGAAUUAGCCCGUCCAAAUUUAGAUCUUUAUUUACACACGAUAUAUCGAUAUCAAACAAGAUUGAUCGUCGUUUUUAUGUGUGAUGAUUAUUCACGUAAAGAAUGGUGUGGUUUAGAAGCACGUGCUAUACGUAGUCUAUUGAAAACGCAUCAAAGUGAUCGGAUUAUGUUAUUAACAGUCGAUGGAAAAAGAAUCGAAGAUGCUAUUCACAGUCGUUUAGAAGCUCUUGGUCAUCCAUUGCCAUUAUCACAACCAUUACAUACGCCAACACAACAGCUAAUAUCAGAAAGCGUGCUAUCAAAACGUAUUGAGAUUUUGAGAAAUGUUCUUCGUUCAAUAUCACCAUGGUAUAUUAUAAUUAUACUAUUAUCAUAUAUUUUAGGUACUAUUAUUGGUCGUUAG